CGCGAGGCUCGGCGGAGUCUGCCAGCCCGCGUGCGCCUCGGCGUGCGCCUUUACGCGCCGUGGCGAAGCGUUUCUGGCGUUGCCGCGAAUAGAAAGCGGAGAUGCGCCUUCCGAGGGAACGCGUGGCGAUGAUUCGUGGCUCAGGUAGGGUCAUCUGCGCUGCUUUCCUAGCGGAGAUGACCCUUCCUUGAGGGUUCGCGUGGUCGCGCCGGCUGCAUGUGGGUCUGUGUCUGGUGCGAGGUAUGUGUGCAGAUACAGAACUACAUCGUCUGCAAACACAAGAGAAGGGCGCUUUCCGUAAGCUGAGUCUGUGCUGCAGCAGACCCCACUUGAUUCCAAGAGAGCGAGCAGGACUGUCAAGACCCUCGGAAGUAGUAUGCAACUCUACAGCAAGCGGAACCCUUUCAGGACGCUCUCGGAGUGGGUGGUGCUCUACGUCCUGCUCUUGGGGCCCCCGUGUUCCGGCAGCUACCCCACCUACAGCAGGCGAGAUCGCCGGACCAAUGAGGUGUUUGUGUGCAAGCAGUGCCCGCCGGGGACGUACGUGGCUGAAGAGUGCACCAAUGAUAAGGACACCGUUUGCCAGCCCUGCCCCGCCCUCCACUACACGCAAUACUGGAACUACCUCAAGAAGUGCCUGUACUGCAACGUCUUCUGCAACAGCCUGGAAGAAGAGGUGCGGCCGUGCAAUGGCACACACAACCGGGCGUGCCAGUGCAAGGCGGGCUACCACUCAGAUUUGGAUUUCUGCAUAAAGCAUUCCAGCUGCCCCUUGGGAACCGGAGUUGCUCAGCUUGGCAACCCGCAGGAGGACACUACAUGUAUCCUGUGUCCUCAGGGGACCUUUUCCGACUCUGUUUCCAGCACUGAGGUUUGCCAACCCCACCAGGACUGUUCUAAGCAAGGCCUGGCCGUCAACGUCCCUGGGAACCAGUUCCAUGACACCUUCUGCACCGCUUGCAAGAUGAGCAAAGCCAACAGCACCAAGGACAAAGCAGAUGAAUUACUAGGAAUCGGGAGUGAUUGUCAAGACGCCAUAAUAGACUUUGUGCCUUACCAAGUCGGAUCGCAGAGACGGCUGGAGAGACUGCUGCACAGAAUCAACGGAAGUGCACCUGCCGCAGGUUGUGAUGAGAAGAGCCCAUUAGUGCUCCAGGUGGAACUCCAUGCCUUCCUCAUCCAGCUCAAGGACACUCUGGGGAAACAGGUCGUGGUGCAGAAGCUCUGGAAAGCCCUGGAUCACAUGAAAUUGCAGAAUAUACAAAAGAAGAUCCAAAAGCAUUUCUUGAGCUCAUGAGAUUGGACGUGGGUUCAAGUUAUAAAAAGGAUAUGCACAAGUGCCUCUGAGAAAAAUAACCAGUACCAUUUUGGUCUGCGACUGGGACUUUAUCUAAGAGGACAUUGUCUUCCCUUGGGCUUUGCUUAUUAAAAAAAAAUUCCCCUCUUUGAAAAGAAGCAAAAAUUAAUGGACACAAUUUUUAACGAGCCUGAUUUUCCCUCAAGCAGGGAAAAUGUAUUUCCCUGAUGAAUUCCUGCAAUGUAUUCCCUGAUGAAAUUGUGCGCCUUGGGGGUCCUGAACUUCCAAGGAAUUGGUUUUUUUUAAAGCAUUUAACUCAGUAUUAGGUUUUUCUUAAAUGUGCUACUUAUUCUCCCCUGCCACCCAAACAGAACACGCAAAACGAGCAUAAAUAUAUCAAUAAUAACUGAUUUAUCCUUUCCACAGUCCUAUCACUGCGGCCCAUUUGUUCCAGGGGAAGAGUUGGUUUAUGUUGGAUUGGUUACACUUGCAUAUUGUUUUUUUAUAUUUUAAUUUAUCUUGCCAUUCAUAACUCUGGUUUUCUUAGUUGUUAGCGUUUUUAUACUGCCCCAACAAACAAGAGGUUGGUGACCAGACAGGAUUAUCAAGAGGCUAAAUCUGUCUGGAAGGCCAGUGCGUGCAUUUAAGUUUCUAAAAUAUAUAAGCCUAAUAUUGCCAGAUAUAUCAACAGCAUGUUCCACAUGAAUGAAACAUGGGGAAGGGAGAAACAAGGAACAGUCUAUGCAGACAAACUUUCACCAGUCAAAAUUAGCUGAAAGCUUUACCCUGGCAUGGGGCCCAGGAAUUCUUCCCACCCGGGGUAAGAGCCCAAAGUGCUGGAAGCUGGUUCUUCAAACAACAGCUGAGAUUCUCAGGAAGUUCAACAUGACCUCGGGAUGAGAGUAGAUCCAACAUAUUCUAAAAUCCAGCAUCAUUUUCCAGAGCUUUAUUCCAUUUGCUGGAAACCACCGGCGGGGAGAGGGCUCUUGUGUUCGAAUCCUGAUUUUGGAUCUGGGGUGGGGGCACUGUGAGAGUAGAAUGUUGGACUAGGUGGGUCACUGAUCCAGCAGAUCCUCUUUUUAAUAUUCUUAACACCGUAAUUUUAAUCUUUUUUUUUAAAAAAAAAAUCCAUUGUAAUUUCAUUUCAAGUGGUUGAAAAGGCUCUGGAGGCUUGGUCCAGAUUGACAGCCAGUGUGGCCUAGCUGUUAGAGUGCCGGACUAAGACCUGGAGGAAGCCAGGGUUCGAAUCUCCACUCUGCCAUUAAGCUCACUCAGUGACCUUUGGCCAGUUCCUGUCUCUCCACCUAACCUACUUCACAGGGUUGUUGUGAAGAUAAGAUGGGAAGGCGAGAACCAUGUAUGCCACCUUGAGUUCCUUGGUAUAUAAAGGUGAUGAAUGCAUGAAUGGAUCAUAGAGGUAAAGACUCCCUUAAAUGGUCCUGGGUUGGUGAUCCGGGUCCAGCCUGCCCCAGGUAGUGGCUCUCGGAUCUGAAUGCUUGCCUUCUGUCACACCUGUUAGCUGUAAGCAAUAAAAGUUGUGGGCAUUUUUAUCCCAUCUCUCAUGUGGUUCGAUUCUUGCUUUUCUGCUCUGCUCCAUUGCAGAGCCUCAGUGGGUUAAACGUGACCGGCAAAAGUAGCAUAUUGAGCCAAGCGCUUUGCAAAAGUAGAAUGGUGAUUUCCACGUGGCAUUGUUUGGGAUUUACUGCAAGAAUGCCUCUCUGGUUGUGGAAAUUCUAAGGUUUUCUUAGCACAUGGGUUGGGAAGGCAAGUUAAGAGAAGGAAACAGGAACUUCCCUUGAGAGUAAAGUUUGCUGUCUUGGAUAAUAAUUACAGUAUUAUUGGUUUAUUAAUUCCUCCUAGAUAAAGGUCUCAACACAAUGUAUGACAGAGACAAUUAAAAACAUAAAAGGGCUAAUACGUUUAAAACAAAACUAAAACCCUAAGAAGUGGACACUCGUCACAAUGACCCACUUCACCAGCUGGGAAAGCCCCUUGGAGCAAAAAUGCCUCCUGUUGUUUCUGGAAAAUGCAGAUAGUGGACUCCUGUCGUAUCCCAGCAUAGCAAGGGCAGCCACACAGAUGCAAUCUCCAUUGUUUAUAAACCACAGGACACAGAAUGAAUUGUGUGCAUUUCCUCCUUUUGACUAGUGCAGGAGAUUCCAGAUAGACUGGAAUCUCAGAUUGUUAAAAGUCUCGGUGAGUUAAAAGAACGGCGUUCUUGCUGGUCCCAGCAUGGAAAGUGCCAAUGAUUUUAUGCCAAGGCAGAUUUCGCUACCUCUUCAUAGAGCUUGUAGUGCCCCAGAUUCCUCCCUCAGAUGGGCCAGAGUUUCGAAGUCUUUGUGUUUUCUUUGCUGGACAGAAAUAGCAGCAGGAAUGGAGAUGUGCAUCUUCUCCUCUUUUGCAGCAGCAUAGCAAGCAAGCAUAAGAAUUGUUAGAAAAGACCAAGAAAAAUAAAAAUGCAGCCUGUGGAUUAAAAAAACCAAAAUAAAAUUUUGCUGUGUUCAUGCUUAUACUAAGACUGCAAAAAGGAGUGCAAGACAAGAAGGGUUGCAAGUC
Messenger RNA from Podarcis muralis (Common wall lizard), 3853 nucleotides. It is a transcript of the gene TNFRSF6B, whose product is annotated as TNF receptor superfamily member 6b. Gene Ontology annotation, molecular function: protein binding. NCBI's taxonomy places the organism in Eukaryota, Metazoa, Chordata, Lepidosauria, Squamata, Lacertidae. The record is from RefSeq and is a predicted model, not a curated record.